UGCGUGUGUGCGUGCACGUGUGCUGCGUGCAAAGUAACGAGCUCCAGGUGUGACUCCCGGGGCUGGGGCCGGGUUUUUCCACCAGCAGACUCGGUCGGGGCGCCUUCUGCCCGGGCGUGAGUCAGCACACAAGUAGUUAAGUUGGCAGCUGUGCUCCCCGGGCUAGCGCAGUCGGCCUGGCCUCCGGGACUUAGCCAGCAGCACUGCUCGGCAGGGCAGAGCGGGGUCCUGACGCCCUGGGCUCUCCAGGAGGACUGACUGAGGAGUUGCUUGGGAACAAAACAGCAGCAGGUCUAGGAGAGAUGGCCAAACGCACUUUCUCCAUGCUAGAGACGUUCCUGAUCUUCCUCCUCGUGUUGAUGACCGCUAUCACAGUAGCCCUUCUCAGCCUUCUGUUUAUCACCAGUGGGACCAUCGAAAAUCACAAAGAUUCAGGUUUCCCGUCCACCCAGAGCUCCCCGACCACCGUGGGCUCCACAGCCAGUCAAGGCCCGGCACACACCAAUGGCGCUACGAUCACGCAGGCCCCUCCCGUGGUUAGCACUCCAGAGCCUCCUCUCUUCCAGAACUUCAGUGGCUACCAUAUUGGUGUUGGGCGAGCCGACUGCACAGGACAAGUAGCAGAUAUCAACUUGAUGGGCUACAGUAAGACUGGCCAGAACGCACGCGGCAUCCUCACCAGGCUGUACAGUCGAGCUUUCGUCAUCGCAGAGCCAGAUGGGUUAAAUCGAAUGGUGUUUGUCAGCAUCGACAUAGGCAUGGUAUCCCAACGCCUCAGGCUGGAGGUCCUGAACAGAUUGCAGAGUAAAUACGGCUCCCUGUACAGAAGGGACAAUGUCGUCCUGAGCGGCACUCACACUCACUCGGGGCCAGCGGGGUUUUUCCAGUACACUGUAUUUGUCAUCGCCAGCGAAGGGUUCAGCAAUCGAACUUUUGAAUACAUGGUCACUGGCAUUGUGAAGAGCAUUGAGAUGGCGCACAGAAAUAUGAAACCAGGCAAAAUCUUUAUCAACAAAGGAAUUGUGGAAGGUGCCCAGAUCAACCGAAGCCCUUCUUCCUAUCUUCAGAAUCCUGAGUCAGAGCGAGCCAGGUAUUCUUCAAAUACUGAUAAAGAAAUGGUCAUCCUAAAAAUGCAAGAUUUGAAUGGAGCUGAACUGGGCCUUCUCAGCUGGUUUGCCAUCCACCCGGUCAGCAUGAACAACAGCAAUCAUCUCGUCAAUAGCGACAACAUGGGCUAUGCCUCGUACCUUUUUGAGCAAGAGAAGAACAAAGGCUAUCUACCUGGACAGGGGCCGUAUGUAGCAGCCUUCGCUUCAUCAAACUUGGGAGAUGUGUCCCCCAAUGUUCUUGGCCCACGUUGCAUCAACACAGGAGAGUCCUGCGAUAAUGCCAAUAGCUCUUGUCCCAUUGGCGGGCCCAGCAUGUGCGUUGCUGUGGGACCUGGACAGGACAUGCUCCAGAGCACGCAGAUUAUAGGACGGAUCAUCUACAAGAAAGCGAAGGAACUGUAUGACUCCGCCUCCCAGGAAGUCACGGGACCACUGGUUGCGGCUCAUCAGUGGGUGAAUAUGACGGAUGUCACCGUCCAGCUCAACUCCACACACACAGUAAAAACGUGUAAACCUGCACUGGGCUACAGUUUUGCGGCUGGGACCAUUGAUGGAUUCGGGAGCCUCAAUUUUACACAGGGGACAACAGUAGGGGAUCCAUUUUGGGACACUCUUCGGGAUCAAAUCCUGGGCAAACCAUCUGAAGAAAUCAAAGAGUGUCAUAAACCAAAGCCAAUCCUCCUUCACACUGGAGAGUUGACAAAACCUCACCCCUGGCACCCAGAUAUUGUUGAUGUUCAGAUUGUCACGAUUGGGUACUUGGCCAUAACUGCCAUCCCUGGGGAGUUUACGACCAUGUCUGGACGGAGACUUCGAGAGGCAGUUCAAGCUGAAUUUGCAACCAAUGGGAUGGAGAAUAUGACCAUCGUGAUUUCGGGUCUGUGCAAUGUGUACACACAUUAUAUUACCACCUUUGAAGAAUACCAGGCUCAGCGGUAUGAGGCAGCAUCUACAAUUUAUGGACCACACACUCUGUCCGCGUAUAUCCAGCUCUUCCGAGGCCUCGCUAAGGCCAUUGCUACGGAUACAGUAGCCAACCUGAGCAGAGGUCCAGAGCCUCCAUUUUUCAAACAACUGAUAGCCUCCUUAAUUCCUAAUAUUGCGGAUAGAACACCGAUAGGCAAAAAUUUUGGGGAUGUUCUGCAGCCCGCGCAACCUACAUACAGAGUGGGAGAAGUUGCUGAAGUUACCUUCGUAGGCGCUAACCCGAAGAACUCAGCAGAAAACCAGACCCAUCAGACCUUCCUCACUGUUGAGAAGUAUGAGGUCACCUCAGCAUCAUGGCGGACAGUGCAUAACGACGCCUCCUGGGAGACUCGUUUCUAUUGGCACAAGGGGCUGCUGGGUCACAGCAAUGCCACGAUACAAUGGCACAUUCCAGACACCGCCCAGCCUGGAAUCUACAGAAUAAGAUACUUCGGACACAGUCGGAAGCAGGAAUUUCUUAAGCCGGCGGUCAUCCUUCCAUUUGAAAGUGCUUCCUCUGCCUUUGAAGUAGUAACUGCCUGGUGAACAGUUGAGAGGUCAUUGAAACAGCAGCUACACUCGCUGAUUUAUAAAAGUGAUUUCACAUGAAUGUACACUGUGAUGAUGACUUCGAUAAUUGUCCCUAUUGGGGGACAGGUAGUUAAUGGCGAGUGGGACCAAGGGGGGUGGUGUGUGGGGGGGUCCCGUUCUUUUUGCUCUAGGAGCUUUGCACACCUGAUGGUCUAACCCAAAUGCAUGAGUUCCCUUACGGCUGUUUGAAGGAACACGUCCCCUCAGUAGACAGUCUCUGAAAAGUGAGGGAGAGUGCUUGCAGAUAUGUGAGCAAUGGUCCAACUAUUUAUGUACAGAGUUGUUGACUGUUAGUGCUGGGGAAGAUUAAAGAGAUUGUGGACUUCGAUUCUUUCUUUUGCAGAUGGGAGCAAUGAAGUUUCGCAGAUUUAAGAUUAUCAGAGUGUCCAGGACUUCCCCCCCACCACUUGCCCCCAUCACGCUUAAAAAUAUAUAAACAC
Messenger RNA from Mustela erminea (ermine), 3106 nucleotides. RefSeq names its product N-acylsphingosine amidohydrolase 2 (gene ASAH2). Gene Ontology annotation, molecular function: N-acylsphingosine amidohydrolase activity. The record is from RefSeq and is a predicted model, not a curated record. Gene Ontology annotation, biological process: sphingosine biosynthetic process; long-chain fatty acid biosynthetic process; ceramide catabolic process. NCBI's taxonomy places the organism in Eukaryota, Metazoa, Chordata, Mammalia, Carnivora, Mustelidae. Gene Ontology annotation, cellular component: extracellular region. Bases 303 to 2621 code for a protein of 772 amino acids. The transcript has 21 exons.